GGACGGGUCGCUGUUGGACUCGGUGACCUCAAUGGUCUUUUCCAGUCUUAAUGAGUCCUCGUUUCCCCUAAAUUCUGCAGAAUAUAAAACCUAAUAGAUACAUAUACGCUUAUAUAUAUAUAUACUUGUAUGAUUAUAGUGACCUAAUGAAUAUGCUUUUUGAGCCAUGGUUCUGUUAAGAUCAAAUAAUUCUUGUUUGUUUUAAAAUUCAUUUAUGUGAAAUUUAAAUCAAUACACAGUGUUAUCACUUGCAGGAGUUAUUGGCUGCAGGAUGGUUUCAGCUCUCGGUUCCUGUUUUAGCCAAAUCCCUUCUGUCCCCUCGUUGUUCUGCUCCUUCUCUGAGCUCCCACAGUUUGUCAAUAUCUUUUGAAUUCUAUCCAGUAAAACAUGUAGAAACGCCCACAUCCCUUCCUUUUAUUUUCCUCUAAGCAGGACUGACUCACCAGAUCCAGUGUGAGAAUAUCUAUAUUGGGCAGGAUAUUUUCGGUUGUGCAGCCUGGAAAGCUCCUCGGCUGCUUUUUGUUUUUAUUUUUAGUUGUGAAGUUGAGAGAAGAUGCCAUCCUGCUGUCAUGGUCAGUGCAGCUUUGGCAAUGGAUUGCAUGCUGAGGAGCAGCAUUGCAAAGCAAUGCCACACUGCACGCAGUGUUACCUGCUUCUGUUGCAGUAACCCUUAUUGCAGAGCUGUGCAUGUUUUUCAAGUCUUGAGCAUUGCUCUCGUUUAAGAUAAAACAUUUAUGCCUUGUCACUGCUACGGUGAUGUGUGCUGUGCUGGUGUGAUUGCGCAGCUCCUCCCACGGCGAGGAAGCACAGAUUGCUUGUACAUAAAUUACCAGAGCAACCAUGCACAUGAGGAAGGCAGGCUGCAGAGGCUGUGCAUCCGAGUGCUCUCACUGGGCCUUCUGAGUUACUUUUCUUGUAACCAUCAAUAAGACAUAUUGUGUGUAACACAAACGCUGAGGGGUGUGUGUGCCUAUUGUGUCCUUUACAAAAAGGAAGGGCAAGCGCUGCUUGGCAGCACAGCAACUUCCCAGCCACAGGAAGAUGCCAAAUUCACCAACAGCGCUGUUCAGCCUCCCAGCUGCGCUGUCUUUCUCAUCUGGUGGAGGCAGAGCCAUGAAGUAAAACCACCCUCGUGUCCUAGUGCUGCGCUUCCACCUGCAAUCGUCUUGCUUCAUCUUCUGUCUCAUUUCAGGCAGCUGGGAUAAAGCCACUAACCCAUCGAACAGGCAAGAAGACUGGGAAUACAUCAUUGGAUUCUGUGACCAGAUCAACAAAGAGCUUGAAGGGCCGCAGAUAGCUGUGAGACUCCUGGCUCAUAAGAUCCAGUCGCCGCAGGAAUGGGAGGCAGUCCAAGCACUGACAGUGCUGGAAGCCUGUAUGAAGAAUUGUGGGAGAAGAUUUCAUAAUGAAGUGGGAAAGUUUCGUUUUUUGAAUGAAUUAAUAAAAGUUGUGUCUCCAAAGUACCUAGGAGAUCGGGUCUCUGAGAAAGUGAAGACCAAAGUAAUUGAACUGCUGUAUAGCUGGACAGUGGCACUACCAGAAGAACAUAAGAUCAAAGAUGCCUACUACAUGCUGAAGCGACAAGGGAUUGUAAUGUUUGAUCCUGAAAUUCCUGUGGAAAAAAUCCUGAUUCCUUCUCCACCGCCUCGUCCCAAAAACCCCGUGUUUGAUGAUGAGGAGAAAUCCAAGCUUCUAGCCAAACUACUGAAAAGCAAAAACCCAGACGAUUUACAAGAGGCAAACAAGCUUAUUAAAUCCAUGGUAAAAGAGGAUGAGGCUCGGAUUCAAAAAGUGACAAAACGUAUGCACACACUGGAGGAAGUAAAUAACAAUGUGAAACUGCUGAAUGAGAUGUUGGUUCAUUAUAGCAAAGAGGACUCAUCAGAGGCUGAUAGAGAGCUCAUGAAGGAGCUCUGUGAAAGGUGUGAAACCAAAAGACGGACAUUAUUCAAACUAGCCAGUGAGACGGAGGAUAAUGACAGCAGCUUGGGAGAUAUUCUGCAGGCCAGUGACAAUUUAUCCCGUGUGAUAAAUUCCUAUAAAAAAACAAUAGAGGGGCAAGUGAUCAAUGGUGAAGUGGAUCUCCGAGUGAGCUCAGGAGUGGAAGGGAGUGACUCCACAAAUAACCUUAACACCCUCAUUGACCUUUCUGGACUGGAUGUCACCAGCACCCCAACACCUCCAGUUCCACCCACCACCGUGACGCCAGCUCCCACAGCAGCCCCAGUUCCAGCAGAAAUCCCCAUUCUCCCACCUCCUCCACAGACAUUUUCACAAUUGCGGAGCAGUUCCUUGAGCCAAGUGGAAGCUGCACCCACUCAGCAGAGCAGCACAACUAAUUCUCUUUCCUUGCUGGAUGAGGAGCUUCUGUGUUUAGGCUUGAAUGACCCAGCCCCUGCAGCAGGGAAGGAGGCAUCAGAAAACAACCAGUGGAGCAUGUUUGAGAAUGAGCAGCUGGACCUGGAUUUCUUCAAUCCAAAGAUGGUGACUGCUGCUUGCAACCCUUCAGGGAGCCCUCUUCUCCAUCACACAUCGCAGACCACAUGUGGAACAUCAGUGACACUGCCUUCUGCUUUCACAGCCUCUCAGUCUGCUCCCAGCAUGCCUGCACCAAACUCCAUGCCAUUUGUGUUCUCUGCUGGGCUGGGUGCCCCUGUGGAGCCUUCCAAGACAGUUCCAGCUGCUUCUGGGUACUUAAGCUCAUCUGCGGGGAGCAGUAUGCCUCAUAAGAUGGAUACACUGGGACACCUGCUUGAGGAAGCUAAAGGGUCUGCCACCCAAGGCAUGGCAACACCCUCAGUGUUACCUGGGGUUACUUUGCCAGCCCCUGUCACAUCUUCUCCAUUAAUGAUACCUGCAGUCACUGCCCCAGGAGCACCCCCAAAUCCUUUCCCAAACAGCUGCACUGCUGUCUCAGGGAGCUCUCUCUUCCAUUCAGCAUCAUUCCAGCAGCAAGGCAGUCCUAUGAAGGCACCUGAAAUUUCUUUGGCCAAUGUCCAUGUUCCCUUGGAAUCUAUUAAACCUAGCAGUGCCCUCCCGGUGACAGCCUAUGACAAGAAUGGCUUCCGCAUCCUCUUGCACUUUGCCAAGGAGUGCCCACCAGGAAGGUCGGACGUACUGGUUGUGGUAGUCUCGAUGCUGAACACAGCACCCCUUCCUGUGAAGAACAUUGUGCUGCAGGCUGCUGUACCUAAGUCCAUGAAAGUGAAGCUGCAGCCACCCUCUGGCACAGAGCUGUCUCCAUUCAAUCCCAUCCAGCCACCUGCUGCCAUCACCCAAAUCAUGCUUUUGGCAAAUCCUACAAAGGAAAAGGUGAGGCUGAGAUACAGACUGACCUUCACGCUGGGAGACCAGCUUGCCACAGAGAUUGGUGAAGUGGAUCAGUUCCCCCCAGUAGAGCUGUGGGGGAAUCUAUGACAUUGGAACUCUGACAGAGACUCUGUGACAGGACCAGGAAAGGAUCCCACAAGACUGAAGUGAAUGUGACAGGGGAGGGACACACGUGCUACCCACUGGUGAUGUUCAGCUUUGUUUACAUGUCCUGCCCACUCUGCUUGUAGCUUUAGUCCAGAAUGUUUUACUGAAGGCAGCUGGUAACACGCAGUGCUGGCUGCUUUCAUCUUGGCCUCCGGGUGAAUCUGAUUCUAUCUUCCACUCUAUUAAACUAGAAGUUACUGUAUUUUGAGGGGAGACCUGUCAACAGGUGUAAGUCAGCGUGUUCCUGUACUGCUGUCCAGAGAUACCUACAUGAUGGUAAUGACGCUACCCCAGGCUUCCUCAGUGCAGAGCCCUUAUACGUGUCCUCCCUCGGACUUUUACCUCCUCAGUGCCAGACUGGACCUGCUAAGCAUGUUAAGCAAUAAUGCUGGUUCCACGAGGGAAUGCUUUUUUAUUUUAUUUAUUUUUGUUUUUUAACACUGAAAUGGCACUUAGCUCCUUUAGCUCCCUCCAUCUGCUUCUCUCCCAGUGGUCAGUGUAAGCAGACCUCAGCUCUUGUGUUGUGUGACACUGCUGUAUCUUCAGUUAAUAUAUUUAUUUUAUACUGUGGGCUGCCUCUCUAUUGUAUCCAUUUGGGGCAGCUGGGGCUGUUCUGUAUGCAAAUGCCUAAACUGGUUAUUUUUCUGCCUUCAUGGCAUUCCAUAGUGUGGGGAAAAGAGAAGUGUGGUGAGGAGGUAAAAAGGGCUGGAAAGGUGUUUUCAGCAUUGGUGGAGGGUGGCACCUGGCACCCAGCAGCGUCUUUAGAGCCUCUAAUCCAGGGAUGGGGAGUGUCUCUCAGAUCCCCUCCUGCAGGCUGUGUCACUAUGUAGUUCAGUACUGAGAUGUAAAUAGUAGAGCUUUAGGAUGGCCAGACAGAAACAAGCAGGGAAAGGAAAGAAGGCACUGCUGGGCUGUGGUGAUGCAGGCCCUGUUUUAAUAAUUCUCUGUAUUAAAUGGCUAAGUGCAAUCAUCUCCAGAAGAGGGAGAGUGGUUUUACUGGACAUCAGUAUUCAGUGCUAGCAGGUGGCAGAGGAAUUGACUAGAAACUAGGUUUAAAUGACUGAAAGUUGAUGACAGAAGUCCCUUCCUUCUCUCAAUGUACAAUCUCAAGCAGUGCCUCAAAUAGCUCUGAGACACUGUUUGAAUGUUUGUUUGUAACAAACAAAAGCACAGGUAGGAUGGAUCCUUGGACAAAGUGCUGCUGGAAUUAAUACAGGCUGUAAAACCGUAACUCAAAUACAGCUUGCAGUUAGUUAUGUCAUCUUUUCUGAGGUGAGAAAUAAAUACUAGAAAUACUGUGGACUUAAAGGCCUAAAGGAUCAGAGAAAUCAGGCAACUGUGGAAACCCCGAGGGGGAGGAAUCAAAGCUUUGGCCAAGUAUGUCACUGUACACUCCUGAAGCUCAUGAGAACCCCAGCCUUGUCAGCUCUGUGACAGCAACUUACAUUGAUGGACUAUGACAGAGCACAAGGAAAGAAUUCUGCCUCAGAAACGUUCUUGCCACUUUAGGCAUGGGAGGGAUAGGGACAGUAUUUAGGUCACUUAAAUCUGCCCAGGUGCUGUAGGUGUAUCCUGAGGAAGCAGAUUUCACUGCUGUAGAUGCCUAUACGUGAAUCUCGCUGUGACUCUGAGGAAGUCAGAGGAGCACAAGUGCUUUCUGCAGAGUGGUGGUGUUCUCACUGUUACUGGCAGUGCACUGCACUGCUGUACAGCCAAAUGGAAAGAUGCCAUAGUCUUGCUGCGUGGAAAUGCAUUGUUAUAAACUUUGGGAAUUAAGCUAUGAAUGAGUGUUCCUUGUCAGUAGGUUGAGGUUCUCGUUUCAUACCAAACAGUCAUUACUGUAAAUACAUCUCAGAUGCAUUUGUUUUGCUGCAUGUUAAAUAAACUGGUUUCCCUACUUUGCUCUGGGGACAGCCCUCACUGAUGGUUGA
This is a messenger RNA of Coturnix japonica (Japanese quail), 5408 nucleotides long. It is a transcript of the gene GGA3, whose product is annotated as golgi associated, gamma adaptin ear containing, ARF binding protein 3. Gene Ontology annotation, biological process: protein localization to cell surface; intracellular protein transport; Golgi to plasma membrane transport. The record is from RefSeq and is a predicted model, not a curated record. Gene Ontology annotation, molecular function: small GTPase binding; ubiquitin binding; phosphatidylinositol binding. Lineage: Eukaryota; Metazoa; Chordata; Aves; Galliformes; Phasianidae. Gene Ontology annotation, cellular component: trans-Golgi network.